CCAUUUCAUUUAGGCUCAAAAAAUAACAGUAUAAAUAACAGUUUUAAAUGGUAUUACGAAUCUGUUGAGAGGGGAUGUUGGCCCCUAUAGGUUGCCAAAAGAUUCGCCAUCCAGAAUUUGGGCUGGACUCGUUUUUUACAUGGUAAUAUGUAAAGGAGAGAGAGAGUGAGAGAGAGAGAGAGAGAGAGAGAGAGAGAGAGAGAGAGAGAGAUCUAACAGGUGUCGACUAAGACCAAUAGUCUUGGAACCAAACGCUGCGUAAAGAGAUACAGUGGACAGACACUCUGAAUGGGAGCGUACGAUUUCCAUGCGUCCCUCAUUUAGGAAAAAAAGUGCUCAAGCACUCUCCUGGGCUCCAAUUCCUAUCAUUGGCGGUAUUUAAUCUGCCUCUUCUACCUGGAAAGAAAGGAAGGGGAUUAAGCGCUGAUUAAGAAACUCUCAUCACUUUCCCGGCAUCUCUCGCGCGCCCGUCGGCUCUCGUGCUCUCCGGUGGUCCAAAGUCGUUCAAUUAUUUUCGUGAGUCGCGGACUGAAGUGAUGGUCCGAAUAUUAUCCUGCAGACAUAUUUUUGGAUGACAAGGAUGAUGCAGAUAUAGCCAGAGGAAUACAUCAAAAGCAGCAACGUUGGGAAAAAAAAUUGUAAUUGGUUUCCUAAAGAAAAAGAAACAUCGAUUUACUGUGGAGAGUCGAAUAAGGAUAAAAGUGGGAGUCAUAGGAUGAUUGUACAAAGAUCUGAGAUGAACUUUUGUCACAUAAAGUUAUGGCAUUAGGUGAGACCUUCACAUGAAGUGAAAUCCUGUGCUCUGUAGGGGGGCCGUGAACGAAGAUUUCUCUGCAAAUCACACUUGAUCUAAGUAAACAAAACAUUUCUCUCCCUCCUCAAUGAGCUGAAUUUGACACCAGCUCUUUUUCAGCGUACUUUUAAUAAGCUCUGCUUUUCCACAAACACCGCUCAGUGCCAGUCAUGGUAUCUGUCUGAUGCUGAAAAUUAAACUGAACGGGACGGCAACGGGGGAAGUCCACAAAGGUUAAGCAGACUUCAUCAGUUAAUUAUGCUUUUUCUAGUUUGUCAUCACAAAUCUGGCGCAUGCAGAUUUCUGUGUUAAUACCCUUAAACACUGUGGUGUGCAACAUAUUCAUUUUUUAAAUAACUUUUUUCAAGCCCCUUGGAAAUCGUUCCUGUUUCUUAAGGAUUCUUUCAUCAGGUUGUUUCCCUUCUGGAUUACUGCCAUUGAGCGUUAUCUCUCAUAGUUAGUUCAGUGAUCGCUCCAGCACCCCCUCCCUCAAUUCUCUCUACAUCCUUCUUCCCCUUUUUUUCACUCACUGGUUCUCUAAGAGGUUUAAACCUGGCCGGCACAAUUCCAGCCAAGGGGGAAGAGGACUUCCUAACGCUGGCCGCCUCGCGGCUCAGCCGCAGGAAACGUGUAAUUGGAGCUGCUGUAGGUGUCGCCAUGGUUCUGAUACUGUUGGUGGCUAUUCCCCUUCUAGUCCACACGACCAAAGGAAGGUCCACGGGAAAUGAAGGGAGCCAUUAUGAAAUGCUGGGAAGCUGCAGAAUGGUAUGUGACCCCUAUGCCACUGGUCAGCCUGGCCAGGAGCUGACAGCUGUGUCACCACCACCCCAGGAUUACUCUGGGAAGAAGAUAAAGUCUGGUCUCCGAGGGCCUCCAGGGAUACCUGGCCCUCAAGGAGCACAAGGACCCCCUGGAGAGCCAGGUAAACCAGGGCCACAGGGUCCUCCAGGUCCAGGUCCUGGUGGAUAUUCACCAUCGCAUUACACCCCCAAAAUUGCCUUUUAUGCAGGGCUACGAAAGCAGCACGAGGGGAGUGAGAUACUAAAAUUCGACGAUGUGGUGACCAAUGUGGGGAACUAUUAUGAGCCCAGUACCGGCAAGUUCACCUGUCCUCUGCCCGGCAUUUACUUCUUCACCUACCAUGUUCUGAUGAGAGGAGGGGACGGGACCAGCAUGUGGGCAGACCUGAAGAAGAACGGAGUGGUAAGAGCCAGCGCCAUCGCUCAGGACGCUGAUCAGAAUUACGACUACGCCUCCAAUAGUGUGAUCCUGCAUCUGGACGUGGGCGAUGAGGUGUGUGUGCAGCUGGACGGAGGGAAGGUCCACGGAGGAAACACGAACAAGUACAGCACCUUCUCCGGCUUCCUCAUCUACCCUGACUGAGUCCUUACUCACUGAGAACGGACACCACUACAUACGUAACACAAAUUCAAACACACAUGUACAUAUGCAAAUAGAGCAAAUGCACAGACAUGAAACACACAUGCACCACAAAUGCAAGCAAUCACACACACAAACACAUAUGCAGACCUCCUGGCAUUAUACCAGACAACAGAUGUGUGGAUCGAGUGAAAAUCAGAGAAGGAUUAAGUUAAGUUUAUGUGAUUUUGAGCCAAUCAUCCUGAGCCAACUACAUUUACUGGCGACCUUUGUGUGCAAAUAUGAAUUCAAGAUUAUGUACAGUAUAAGUGCACAUAACACUUGCACAUUGUGGCUCAUAAAAUAUCUAAAAUACUUAAUCGUGUUGCAUAUUAACAAACACUGUACAACUAGAAUAUAAGACACACCAUCAGUCUAAUUGUUUUUUAAUGCUUUAAUGGUGUCGAGGGUGCCAUUAAUCAAAAAGACCGAGCCGAGGUAAAUGCCCGCCUACUGUAUACCAACACAGUAUUUAUCUUCUACAUUUCUGCUCUGCGGUUCCAGUGACCACUGAUCAGACUGCUGCAUAUAUUUUGCGACUCAUCAUCGUUCAAAUAAAGCACCACCCUCGAGUGAGUUACACCAGCCCUGCUGUGAUCCCUUUGCAUUGGAGCAUUGCUGAUUAAAAUAAGGCCAACGGUAUGAACACAGAUGUUUUACCUCUUUGUUCCUGUUUCUAUCAUGACACAGGAAGUGAUUGAUGAUUCAUUCAAAUUAAACAUAUG
Molecule: messenger RNA, 2937 nt
Organism: Labrus mixtus (cuckoo wrasse)
Lineage: Eukaryota; Metazoa; Chordata; Actinopteri; Labriformes; Labridae
Gene: c1ql4a
Product: complement component 1, q subcomponent-like 4
Exons: 3
Coding region: 1451-2176 (241 amino acids)
Molecular function (GO): protein binding
Source: RefSeq, a predicted model, not a curated record